Messenger RNA from Aedes aegypti (yellow fever mosquito), 2581 nucleotides. RefSeq lists its product as uncharacterized. Bases 175 to 1584 code for a protein of 469 amino acids. Lineage: Eukaryota; Metazoa; Arthropoda; Insecta; Diptera; Culicidae. The transcript is spliced from 3 exons. The record is from RefSeq and is a predicted model, not a curated record.
UAUACCACAAUAAUAGAGAAUACCGCAAUAGGGCGCUUGCUACACACACAUGCAAGACAUCCGUUGGGCACACACAGUUUGUUUACCUUCGCAGUUUCGUUGCGGCAAAAGCGGAGUGAAGAUAAAAUAUUUUAUUUUUGCUUGAAAUAGUUAUAUCAUCUUCAAAAAACAAUCAUGCCCAGGACGUGUGCAAUUUUCGGAUGCAGCAAACGUGGAGAUCGUGAUGGAGAAAAGUGGUUCCGAUUUCCGCUGGUUGAUAAACGUACCGAGCAAAGAGAAGAGUUGUCCAAAACGCGGCAAGUUGCAUGGUUAAAUGCCAUUAAAAGAGUUGACCUGGUUCCGGAAAAAUGGGCGUCAACGGUUGUGUGUUCGCAGCACUUCAUUUCAGGGCGCAGUGCUGAUCUUUUGGAUGAAAUGAAUCCUGAUUGGGUGCCGAACCAGAAUUUGGGUUACGCAAAUCGAAUCACUCCAGCUGCUGUUGAUAAAUUUGAACGCGCUGCUAGACGAAACGAGAAUAAGGAAGCCCGAGAAGUGCAGGAAUCGAUCCUGGCGGUAGAAGAUUUUUCUACGCAUCCGGUACCGAUCGAUAGGGUUGCGGAGCUCGAAGACGAAAUAAAGAGCUUGCGACGAGAAAUGCAGCUAAUGAGAGAUAAACAUCAACCAUUUCUUUGCAACAGUUUUGAAGACUUCGGACAAAAUGACGAUAAGUGUAGAUAUUUUACUGCACUCAACUACAAGGUCUUCAAAUCUCUUUAUAAGUUCUUAGAGCCUCAUUUGCCUCAGCCUGCCACCUCUUUCGGAACUACCAAAUUUCAAAUACUGCUUUUCACAUUAUCUAAGCUCAGGCUGGAUAUAGAUUUGACUUUGAUUGCAUACAUGAGUGGAGUUCACCUUAGCACGAUAUCAAGGUAUUAUCACAAGUGUAUAUACGUAAUGUUUCAAAGAUUAAAAGGACUCGUUAGUUGGCCUUCUCGAGAAGCAGUUCAAAAUUCGAUGCCACAGUGUUUUCGUCGACGUUUCGGUGAUAAAGUUUCUGUGGUCAUCGAUUGUUUUGAAAUACUUACUGAAAAGCCUAGUGAAGUGCUACAAGCAGCACAAAUGUGGUCGAACUACAAACAUUCACACACAGUUAAGUAUUUGAUUGGAAUCGCCCCCAACGGUAUGAUUAUAUUUAUUUCCAAUGCGUUUGGUGGUCGUGCAAGCGAUAAGUUUAUUACAGAAAAAUCAGCCCUUUUGAGCAAAAUGCAGAAAGGGGAUUAUAUAAUGGCUGAUAGGGGGUUCUUGAUCAAGAACUAUGUAGAAAAUACAGGAGUUGAACUACUUUUACCUGCUUUCACUGUUGGUCAGGACCAACUGCAUCCGCUUGAUAUUGAAAAAACACGAAAACUAGCAAAUGUUAGAAUACAUGUUGAACGCGUUAUUGUCCAAUUACGAAAUAAGUACAAAAUUUUGUAUAAAAAUAAAUUUCCAAUCAGUACCCUGAAAAGAACUAAAAAUUAUUGUGAAACACCUUUAAUGGAUCAAAUUGUUACAGUAUGUUGUAGUUUAGUAAACCUUUGUCCUUCUGUAGUUCCGGAAGAUUGAUUUUUAUGUGCAGGUUAUUUCGUUCUAUUGUAAUGUAAGUAAAAAAUAAUACCGAUACCAUUACAUUGUUUUAUUAAAAAAUCCAGUUCUGCUUACAUUUAAUCUUUCCUUCCCCCCGUAUAAUACUGGCCUACAAGUUCAGGCAUAAUAACCAUUUUAAAAAAAUCUUCAGCUUUCAAAAGUUCCUUCUUCAAAAAUGUGUCGUCUCGGUACACUCGUAAUACUAAAAAAUCCUUGCUGGUCCAAACUACAAAGUCACAAAAGUUGGCACGGAGGACGUGCAUUUGCAUUUGAACUUGGUAGAAAUAUUGAUGAUUGGGGUCCAUUUUGUAUCCUUCGUCCGUUGUGGUAAUAGGACUACCUUUCUUAGUCGCAUAUUGUUUUAUCGUAGUUCCAUCGCGCAGGCAGUAAGGGCACUUAAUUUCUACUGCACCUUUACCGCAACAAUCACACUCAAUGAUUGCGUCUGGAGACGCUCCGAAAAAUGGUUUUUCUCUGUCCAAAUACAAACCACUUCUUUCUUGUCGAAAAUUUGGAUGCGCAACCAUUGUUUUCGAUACAUACGCCUUCAAUGCGUCAUUUUCGUGGUUGCAACCGUAUCUUGUAGCCUUUGUAGAGAACUUGCAGUCUUCCGGGUAGCAGAUUUUUCUUAUUAGCGAUAAUGAAGGGUUAUCGGACGGCGUUCUAGUAGCUGCUUUGAAAGCCGAUGCAGUGAUCCUUCCGGCACGAAAUUUCUCCCAGUACCAACUUGAGCUUUGGGAAAUGGUCAGCUCAGCUUUUUUUUCGACCAGAGAUUCAGGGUACUCACUCUAGGUAAGUCACUCAGUUUCAGAGCGCUUAUUUUCCGAAGUUCAACUAGUGGCUUUCCCACCAAUUCAGGAUUGAACAGUUGGCAAAAUAAGUGCUGCAAUAAACUCGGAUCGGGAUCGAUGUUACUGAAGUUCGGCUUUGAGUCAAUGAUUGCCUGUUUUUUGGAAUUUUCAAGAAAUUGGCCAAC